GCGGGGAGCUCCGGGCGGCAAACCGGGGCGUGUUCCCGAAGGGGGUCGCUGUCGAAAGCAGUGCAGGCGACCGAGCGACCAGGUAGGAGCCGUUGGUGGGCCAGGAGGAGCCAGAAGAGAAGGAAAGGAGCCCUGUGGAGGGGAGCUGCAGGUAGAGCGCCGGUGCUGGAUGGCAUGGGCUUUGCUGUUGACUGCGCGGAAGACGAAGUUGCGUUACCGUUUUACUCCCGGUGCCAAGCCCUGAGUGGAUUAGUGAAUGAAGAAGAUGUUAAAAACUUUAAGCAACCAUCAUAGUAAUGGAUCUCUGUCUAAAAAAUGAGACUGAUUUGGAAGAUGGUGGAUAUAAUGAAAUUCAAAGCACAGAAGAAACUGAACUAACCUUCACUUGUCCAGAUGAAAGAAGCGAAAAAAAUCAUGUUUACUGUCUUCUCAGUAUUAGCGACAUUACAUUUCAACAAGAUGAAAGAGCCAAUGAGUUUAUUAUUGGAACUGGAUGGGAAGAAGCAGUCCAAGGCUGGGGAAGAGCUUCUCCGACUGCCUGCAUCUGGCCAAGGAAGCGGCCAAAGAAGGCGAGGGGAGAAGGUGCUGGCGCUGGCUGCUUGCUCUGUGCCAGUCUCUCCCAAGUGAGCAUUGAGGAUAAGUCUCCAGAGGCUGUGGAGUCGGAGGUAGGGGCUGAGGCUGGCCCAGAGAAGGAUCAGAGUGGUCCCUCCCAGACUCAGGGCUCCUCCCCAGACCCCAAAACUGCUUCCAGGGAGAUAAACAAAACCUGCUUUCCCACAUACUUUCCUGGACAGAAAAAAAGUCUGCAAAUCAAAGAGUUUAUUUGGUGCUCUGAAGACUGGGCCAUCUCCGAGCCUCUGAGGGGCAAGGCCCCCAGGAGUCCUUGCAUAGGCGCUGACAGAAGGGUCUCCAUCUCAGAUGCCCUGACUUCGAAGGCCCUCUUAGUUCUGCCUCCCCUGAAGGCUUCACCCCCAAAUGCCUUGGAUGUCCUGGGCAAGAAGAGUAAGAACUUCCUCUUACAGUCAGAAGAGAAGGUGCUGAAUGUGGAAAAGGAAGAGUGUGUGACUGGUGUCCAUGGAAUGAAACUAGGUGACAGAAAAGCCAUUGAGCUGGCCAAGCACCUCAAGGUCAAGGACUCGCCACCUUUCCCUUCCCCGGUGGCCCAGACAUCCCUGCUGGCUGACGCUCAGCAGUGCCUCCUGCACUGGUCACUCCUGCCUGAGAAAAGCCUGGUGUGCCCUCCCAACCCGAGCAGCGUGCGCUAUCUUGCCACCCUGCAGCUUCUGCAGAAACAGGGAGUGCAGAACUACAAAGCCAAGUUCAAAGCCAAGGAGCAGAGACCUGUGAUCGUCCAAAAGCACAUUCUCACUGAGGCCAAGCAGGAAAAUGGGCCCCAAACUGUGGAUUCCAAACUGUUCCCAAGCCCCCUUUUGCCAUCGCUCACAGUGAGCAGGGUUGUUAUUCCCAUCUCCACCCACAGACUCCUCUGAGCCGUCACAAGAGUUCCCUGGGAGGAAGCACUGCGCGGAGGUCCUUAACCCUCCCUCUCUCCUCUCUCCCCUGAUUCUCCUUUCUCUGUCUCCCUUCUCUGUCUCUCUCAUCCUCUUUCUGUAGCAGAAUCAGAGGAAGUCGCACCUCCCUGGAUGGGUUGGGUUUAUUCUCUACGACACCAUUUUAUCUGUUACCUGCUUCUGCCGCUCAGCUCUCCGCAAGUGCCGGCUGGUAAUGCCUGUCUGCCUCUGCCUGGCUUUCCUCUACUCCCAGCGGGAGGAGCUGUGUGGAAGGUGGGGAACCACGGGGCCUCCCUAAGGCAGCCUGCAGCCGUGUGGCAGGGGCUUUUUCUGCCCCUCCUCAGUGCCAUAAGCACGCUGGACUGGUUUCUGCCAAACUGCUUCCUUAACCAGGCAGUCAUCUAUCUGCUGCUUCAUUUCUUUCUUGCAACAAAGAUCUGAAACAUGGCUUUAAUAGAAAACUCCAGGCUGUGUCUAAGUGAAUGUCCUGCGUCCAAAAUGUCCUACCUGUGGGUACGCGCUGCCCGUCACCUCUCACGUGUCCAGGGUGCCGUAUCCUCAUGCCCAUGAGUAUGUGCUGUCCAUCACUCCCGCAUGUCGGGCGUGCUGUGUCCUCACAUGCCUGGGGGUGUAUGCUGUCGGUCACCUCCCAUGUGUCCAGCUUGCAUGAUCCCCACAUCAUACGGUGGGUAUAUGAUACCUGUCUGCUCCUGUAUGUCCAGGGUGCCAAGCCUCGUUUUACUGUCUUAAUCUCUAAGUGUGAAGGUUUUAGCCAUAGUUAUCAAAAUCCUGCCUGGAAAGCAGGUUUAAAAAAAUUCCUUUUUUUUUUUAAAUGUCAUUGUGAUUAUUGCCAUUUUAUAUGUUUUCUCUGGCCUUUCAUUCUGGACGGGAGCUGUUACCAUCUCCCGCCUGCCCUCUGCCCUCAUUUUACCCCAGUGCCUGAGGUUGUAUAUACAUUAAACAUUUGUAAAUGAGUUAUAUUUUAGAUGUCAAGUGAUGUUACUGUACAGACAAAUGCUCUGACAUACCGUUUGUAAUAUGAGUGGCCAUUAAGCUACUUUCUAAUGACCUAGUUUGUAUUUGCGCUGUUCCUGGACUCCGGGCGUUCUGUUUUUAAAUA
Molecule: messenger RNA, 2631 nt
Organism: Tupaia belangeri chinensis (Chinese tree shrew)
Lineage: Eukaryota; Metazoa; Chordata; Mammalia; Scandentia; Tupaiidae
Gene: CUNH16orf46
Product: chromosome unknown C16orf46 homolog
Exons: 3
Coding region: 297-1490 (397 amino acids)
Source: RefSeq, a predicted model, not a curated record